Molecule: messenger RNA, 1132 nt
Organism: Frankliniella occidentalis (western flower thrips)
Lineage: Eukaryota; Metazoa; Arthropoda; Insecta; Thysanoptera; Thripidae
Exons: 5
Coding region: 324-941 (205 amino acids)
Source: RefSeq, a predicted model, not a curated record
ACCCGCCUACCUCACCUGCCAUGGGCGGCGUGAGCGGCCGGUGACAGCAUUAGCGCCCGCGGCUCAUCAGUGCAUGGCACGGCGCUGACAUGAGACGGGUGGACCGUAGCGCAGACCAGCAGCGGCAGCGGCAGCAUCAGCACCACCAGCAGCAGCGCGCCGAGGGGCGUCAGGGGCGCCAGUCGACAUGAACCGCACCGGGAUGCCGGACCACGUAGCGCUGCAGCGGCUAGCAACAGAGGUUGCGCGCAGGCGAGGAGUCCGGGGCCGCCCUCGAGUCGCACCACGAUGACGCCCAGCAUGUGGGGGACGCGGCGGACUCCAUGGACGACGACGCCAUCAACGGCGGCCACUGGCUGGACACCGAGAUCGCCGUGGGCUCCAUCGUCGCCAUCAUGGUGGUCGCCGCCCUGGUCGCCGUGUGGAUAUCGUGCAGAAGGAGGAGGAGGCUACGAGACCCGACCGAGGAGCCUGGGACCGCGGCGGGGCGAGUUGUCCACCACCUGCAAACGGUCCACGAGGUGAAGGAGAUCCCCUGCAGAAAGGUGUCGUGUCUGAAAACGUCGUCGCUCAAGGUGGACGUCACGCGUCCGGAUAACGUGGCCGUCAACGGGAACGGCCACCCGGUGAUCACCACGGUGCCGCCCGUCUCUCCGGAGCCGUGCACCAACCCCAACGGCGUCCCUGAGGGCACGCCCUGGGAGCCGUACUAUCUGGGACUCCCCGGCCAGGUGACGCGGGCGCGCCGCCGCUCCGUGUCGCUGCGGUCGGGCGACGACGAGGGCGGCUCGGACGAUGGCGACGCGAGCGGAGCGUCGUCCGUGUCGAGAGGGCCGUCGCCGACCCUCAGCCCGGGCGACGCGGGCGACAGCGAGGCGACGAGGAAGCGCUCCGUCACCUUCAACGCCCUGGUGGAGGAGGUUCAGAUCCUCCCCAACUAAGCGUCGCGAUUAGUGAUCGAUGUUUUUGCUUAGUUUGCCAAAGUUAUACGAAACAAACCAUAUCCUGUAUCCAUGUUUUUUGCGUUCAUUCAUUUGAGGGCAAUAAAGCAAAGUCUUUUAAUUUGUAAGUGAGCCAUUUGUGUAUUUUAGAGUAAGAAUAAAUAAAUAUGUACAUGAUUUUUCAGACUGCA